Rodentolepis nana is the source of this 1041-nucleotide messenger RNA. The record is from the annotation of a GenBank genome assembly. NCBI's taxonomy places the organism in Eukaryota, Metazoa, Platyhelminthes, Cestoda, Cyclophyllidea, Hymenolepididae.
AUGUCAGAUAUAGCUGAUCCUGAACCACCUAACGAGGAGUCUCCAUCAGCAGACAAUCCCGAUCCUCCCCCAAAUGAUUCAAAAAGUAAAGUUAUUGACUACAUUGUCAAACGUAUCAAUAAUAUUGAGCGUCACUAUCAUGAAUUUCUCUCUGAGUUCACCUACCUCCAAAGUGGCGGCAUUCUCAAUGAAUAUGAAUCAUGGCGACGUAGUAUGCCGCAAGAUCUAUUGUAUGCCCUCUGUUCUGGCCAUCUCGAUGCUGACGAUCUUAAUAAAAUCGGCUCCUUUAUAUCUGGCCAACUGCCCAUGCAUGAGAUCUUCCCCGUUGCUAUGGAUAGUAGUCAGGCCGAUGAACAGGAUGCGGAUGACUCUGAUGAGGAAUUUGACAGGAUAGUAGAUGAGGCAGCAAUUCCUGUAUUAGUUCGAAAGGAAAUGGAGACACUCAAACGUGUUGCCGAGUUCAAGAGAUUGGGGAUCUGGUCACGAGAUUCUUCUGAUCCCGUUCCCACACUCACAAACUUGGCUCCCUCUCAAGAGCCAGCUCGACCUAAAGAUCACAUGGAUUUUCUUUUUGCUGAAAUGCGUUGGCUCGCAGACGACUUUAAGAAGGAGAGACAUUGGAAAAAAAUGGCUGCUAAGAGGCUUGCUUACGCUGCUGCCAAAGUAUUCAAGGAAAAGGCAGAGCGUUCACAGAAAGCAGAGAAAGAGGAAAUUUUGCGAAUAAGAAAGCAGUGCUCUUUGAUUUCAAGAAUGGUUCGAGAUUGGUGGCGACAGAUGGAUAAGAUCGUGCAAACGAAACAAAAAGCCCGUUUAUCGGCCCGUCAUCAACAGGCAAUGUCUACGCAUUUGGGUCAUGUUAUUGAGACCACUGAGAGGUACACAAUGUGGCUCACAGAGGGUAUCAUUGGUUCAAAACAGAACGACCAAGACGCAGCCUCUAAGGACAAGGAGACUGUUAAGGAGGAGACUGCUGCCACUCCUGAUGCUGCUGCUGCUGAUUCUGAUGCCGAAUUCGUGGUGAGUGCAUUGCUGGAUAUGUAG